UACACACACUGACACUGGGUUGAAUGUUUAUUAUACAAUUUUUCCCCCCUAUAAAGCAAAAUAUACAUUCAUUCUGCUCAGUCCACGCUAGUCAACGAGUCAGUCAAUACCGUACAGAACGAAAUAGUUUGCCACCGCCCAACCAGCAUUAUUUAGUUGUGUAUAUUUUUGCCAAUAUAGUGUAAAAGUGUGGAAAUAAAGUUAGUUAAAAGAAACGGGCUCUUGAUAUCGACAAGCAAAAAAAUUUAAAAUCAAAAAAAUUAGAAAAACGCGAAAAUUCGGAGAUUACUCACAAAUUUUCAAUCCAAUUUCCCGUGACUCCAAGUUCGUCUUCGCCUUCGUGUAAUUUAAUUUAACAAAAAAAAAUCACUUUUAAUUACUAACAUCUCAGACACCUCUAUGUGGGGGUUAAUGCAAUAAAAAAAAUUGUCAAUUGAAGUUUGUCGAAACUGAUUUUCCAUUAAAUUAAUUGAAAGUUAAACGGAAACCAUACCGAACAUUUCCAUCUCGACUGGGUCGAGAUUUGUGCCGGAAUAGUUAUCAAAUUAAUUAACCAGAAAUAAUUGGCUGGGGACGGGCCUGUGGAGGCAUUGGGAGGCAUAUAGCACCUUGAUCUUGGAAGAGUAGCGUGUAGCAGCCUCCCGUCUCCUCCGAAAGGCCUAUACCCUGUGCGAUUGAGACGAUAACGAAUUAUUGUGUUGUAGAACGUUCUUCUUGCAAGAAUAGUAACGAGAGAAAAAAGUGGUGCUGUGAUCUAUAGUUGUUUUUCUGCUUCGUUUUCGGUUUAUUUUUUUCUUCGUUUAAUCAAAGGUUCGAGUGUGCGACAAAUUCAUCUACGAUUUAAAAAUGGAAAUCAUUCCCGAGGGUAAACAUUUUAGAUUGGUGCAAGACAAUGAGCUUCCAGAAAUAUUGAAGUAUUUGGAACGAUAUUUGCCAGAAGCGUUAAAGUUCCAUCAAACAAUUAAAACGUACCUGAAUGACGGUGUCUGGCAGUUCUAUUUUUAUGUAUCGAAAAAUUGGCCGGAAGAUCCAAUUUGCUUGCACUUUCCCGGAUGUACUCUAACGCCCAAAAACAAUAUUUAUGGAAGUUUUGGAAUAUUCUGUCCAAGCGAACGAAUCGAAUGCGUAGACUUGCUGGAAACAGAGGAUAUACUCAUUGACUGGAGAGAGCCAAUGUACCUGAAUUUUACGCACAUAGCUAUUAUGAAUCGGUUGGAUGCAUUCUACGGAAGGAAAUUUGGCAUUAUGGAACGACUUGCGGGUGAUAUUUAUAUAAGCAAGGGACCAAUAGACGAAGUGGAAUUGGAAAGCCUACCGUCCGAAGAAGUUGAAAUGAGAGAACUGACCAUUGAUAAUGUAAAUACCAUCCAUGACCUCUAUCCAGCAAAUGAGAUCGAAUGCGUAGAAGCAUUUGAAAAGUUAGUUAAAACUCUUCCAGGUUUCGGUAUUUUUACGAAAGGAAACGGCCAACUAGCUGCAUGGAUGAUGCAUUCAUAUUAUGGUGCCAUGUUUUCGAUGCAAACGCGACCCGAAUACCGCAGAAAAGGGUACGGAAUCCAUCUGGCGCAGGCCUUAACGCUACGAGUGAAAAGUCGAGGUUACACACCAUUUGUAGUGAUUCGUCCAGAGAACGAUGCGUCCCGUAAUUUGUAUACAAAAUUAGGUUUUGUUCGGGCAUUUGCGACCGUACGGGUUACAUUAAGUCCGAAUAAAAUUCAGAUGAAAGCCAACGGUGAUGUUAUUGCUGACAAUGACAAUAUUCCAUAUGAGAAUGAGAAUGGUCAUGGAGCUCCCAAUGGCAAUGACAACCACCACCAUAACAACGACGACGAUGAUGCUCAACAAGACGAAGGGAUAGAAGAUAUGCGCAAUGAGACGGUUGAUAAUGUAUCUGUUUUAUCGAACGAUGACCGAGACGAAGGCAUUGACGAAGAGGAUGGGAGAGACGAUUAGGUGAUUAUGAUAAAUUAGAAAUUUUAUUAUUUUUUUAUGAACUAGCGUAACAUAUUAUUCCGCGUUGGCUAUAACAAAACAAAAAGAGAUCCAAUCGAACAACACACUGACACACACGAGUUAGCUUCAAUCUUUGAUCCAUUUUCUCUUUCUCUUGUCGGGUUGGUUAAAAAACGAACUGACGAUAACGUGAAACUCAAUUGUUUUUAAAAAAUCUUUUAACAGCACCAAAAUGGAAUAUUUAAGUAAUUCAAUGACCGUAUUAAGAUCCACAAGUUAGCGUUUUUGGCCAAAGCAUUUAUAUGUUUCUGGGAAACAGAAAGAUGCGGGAAGAUGGUGAGGAGAAACCGGAUUUUAUUCGCACAAAUUCGGCAUCAUUCUCUGGCCUAAAUCUUUCCAUAUAAAUGCUUUGAAAUGACGCACAUUUUAGGGGCCGUUCAUAAAUUACGUAACGCAAAUACCCGGGGGGGGGGGUGUUGACCUGGCGUUACGGUCCAUACAUUUUUUUUAAAGUUCCAUACAUUUUAGCGUUACAGACCCGGGGGGGGGGGUCUGAAAAUUAUCAAUUUUUGCGUUACGUAAUUUAUGAACGGCCCCUUACUCAAUAAAAAUAUUUACAUUUUUUAUCUCGGCUAAGUUUUUACACGGACUGAAAGUGCAAAAGAAAAGUUCUGUUCAACAACUUCUAUCAUUUUCAAUUAAUGAGGUGGCCGUGGUGGUAGUUUUAGGUCGGAAGUGCUACGUGAUUUAUCAGAAAACACUUAAAAAUAACAGAAGAACUUUUUUAUGAAAAAGAAUGUCGCAACAGUAUGCAAAUGAACACAAACGUCGAUGUAUUUAUUCAGCUGCGAGACGAAAGACAUUUUAACUCGAAUUAUCAUCUGAAAACUUAGAAAUGUUUAAGUUACGUCGUUCAACAUUAUAGGGUUGGCGUGUGCAACGCACAAUAUGCAAUUUUUCUAUCUAAAAGCAUUUAAAUCAAACUAAAAAAUAGGAACGAAUUUCUUAUGUAAAGUGGAUGAAG
Bradysia coprophila is the source of this 2977-nucleotide messenger RNA. RefSeq lists its product as uncharacterized. Gene Ontology annotation, molecular function: acyltransferase activity, transferring groups other than amino-acyl groups. Lineage: Eukaryota; Metazoa; Arthropoda; Insecta; Diptera; Sciaridae. The record is from RefSeq and is a predicted model, not a curated record.